Messenger RNA from Cydia splendana, 4207 nucleotides. Its product is annotated as remodeling and spacing factor 1-like. Lineage: Eukaryota; Metazoa; Arthropoda; Insecta; Lepidoptera; Tortricidae. Gene Ontology annotation, molecular function: protein binding. The transcript is spliced from 9 exons. The coding region runs from base 103 to 4161 and encodes 1352 amino acids. The record is from RefSeq and is a predicted model, not a curated record.
UAAAACGCGGAUUACGCGGAUGCGUCGUGUUUGCCGGGAAACUUCUACUUGUUUUACUGUCGUUUAAUGUUAAUCAUAUGGAUUAUUAAUUAGAUCUUCAUCAUGGAGAUAGAAUGUACUCAAAAACUUGAGUGUACCCAGGAACUAUAUAACACGCAAAUAGAAAGAACUGACCCCGAACAGAUUGGCUUCCUGGGAAUACAGGGUGCCACAUACCCCAUAAAAAGAGGUCCCAACAAAAUAGGCAGAGACCCACAAGCAUGUAGGAUUUACCUGAAUCUGAAUUCAAUAUCCAGGCAACAUGCUGUGAUAAACGUCUUGAGCUUGAGCGACAUCAUGCUUAUGGAUUUAGACUCUUCCAAUAAAACUAAAGUACAAGGUAAAACCUUGCAGCCAUACAUACCUUACCCGCUCAAAAACGGCGACAUGGUCCAGUUUGGCGCCAUAUUCGGUAUGUUCAGGUUGCUCGAGGAGGACAAUGACUUGCCGAUGACACAGGCUAUAGAUCUGCCUUGUACUCCUGCCCCGGUGCCUAAACAAAUGUCUAGGCUUGGGGCUCCAGUUUUGGUGCCAGAGUCGCCUGAAGUCAGUGACAUGGAUGAAUCCUUUAUAAUGCCAUCACAACCUAAAAAAUCGUCAGAAUUCAAGAGCCCCAUGAACAAAUUUAUAAAACCUUCCACCAAAACUAUUGCUAUACAACCAAUGGGCAGCAAAACUAUAGACAAUGCUUACUGGGCCUCAGCUAAGAAAUCAGACUCAUUUAAUUUCCAAUUAGAUGAUUCUGGAAGUUCUUUCAAUGACUCAUCUGUGUCAAACAAAUCUAAUAAAAUUGUUGAAGAAAGCAAUGAUAAUAUCCAUGAAAUGGAAACCCAGCCGCCUUUUAAAGCUAAUGAUAGUACAGAUUCUAUUUAUACUGCUAAUACGCAAGUAGCUUCGCCUUCUGUACAUUGUAUGGAAACGCAGCCACCUGUCUUAGAUAUUUAUAUGCAAGACACGCAGCAAGCGCCUGACAUUCACGCUCUGGACACACAGAAUGUACCUGACACUAUACAUAAUUGUGACACACAAGCUCCAAUCACAGAUAAAUUACCUGAAGUACGCAAAUUAGAUGACCAAAAGGAUUUACAAAUUGAUCUAUUCUCGGCAAAUAAAGAAAAUGAGAAUAGUUUGGACAAUAUAUUUAAUGCAGAAACGCAAGCUUUUGUUGCAGAAAAGGAACCAGUUUUGGUUGAACCAAAGAAAUCGGAGAAUAUUAAUAAAAGUGUUGAAGGAUCAUUUAAAAUUAAGGAUGACUCUGAUGAAGAAAUUGCGUUUGAAGAAUUGAAUACACAAUCAUUCCAUGACGAUUUUGAGUCGCAGCCGAUUAUACCGGCUGGCAAAGUUUCCCCACCGAUAGAGAAGAUAGAAAGGAUAGAAGUAAGCUUGAAUAAAAUCAGACGAGAGUCUGGCAGUUCAACUGAUUGUGAAGAUAUGGAUAUCUUACCAAAUGAAAAAUUAUCAACUGAUAUUGAUAUGUUACCAACCCAAAAGAUUAUAGUUGAUUCGAAAACUGAGAAAAUAGAUAGUGAUAUUGAUGUUCUGCCAACUCAAAAAAUUGUUGAGGAUAUAGAGAUGCUGCCUACUCAAAAAAAUGUGAAUAAUGAUGAUGAUGACCUGACCGAUUGUGAAGAUGAUGAUGAAAUAGUCAAAAAUGACGCCAAAGUAGCAAACGCUGGCGCGAGCCCGGAAAUAAAUUUUGAAGAUAUGGCGACACAAAUUAUUGGGGAUGACGUAAUAGAAGCUGAGAUAAAUAAAACUAUAGACCAAACUGAUGGCCCCAGUAAAGAAAUCAGUUUUGAAGAGUUGCCCACACAAAUAAUUACAGAUGACUCUAAAGAAGAAAAUUUCGAAGAAUUGCCAACUCAAAUUUUAACUGAUGAAGGAGAAAUUGAUAAACCAAAUGAAGAUGUUUAUUCUGAAGAAAUGAUAACUCCUUUUAAAGUUCCUUUCCGAACUCCUUUAAAAGCUAAGAAAACUCCCACGAAAGCGUCAACUCCAAAAGUUGUAAUAAAUGUUGAUGAUGAUGACGAUCCCAACUAUUAUGCAGCCACGCAAGAUUUAUUUAAUGAUCUCUGUACUCAAAAAGAACCAUCACCAGAUUCUAUUAAACCAAAUUCAUCAAACCAGAAAGAGAAAGGUGACGAUGAAUUAGUGCCAUGUUCUGUAGAAGGUUACGAAAUGGGUGAUAGAUUUAGGCACAUAGAAAGUGAGAUGUCGCCACUCAAAAAAUCUGAGAGUGGAGGUAGUGAUUCUAAACUUAAUAAAAUUACGAAUGAAAAAUCAACUUCAAAUGCUGUACUUAAAACACCCCAAACUCUUAAAAUAAUGAAUAUUGAUCUUCCGGAUAGCCAAGAAAUAAAAACUAGUGUAACUUUAAAACAUAAUUCUAUUACAGAAUCUUCCAGUGACACGGAAACGGACGAGGUUUCUGAUCAGGACUCGGGAGUCACCCACAUUAAGAAGCGGAAACCAAAAGUACAAGCCAAACGAGAUCUCCCUAAAAAGCUCGAAGAACUCCCUUCUAGAGUUAUCACGCGUGUUCGUAAACCUACUCUCAAAGUACGGGAAUCUCUCAAGAUGGCUGAUAGUGAUGAUAAUAUUGAUGCAGAUAUUGUGAGCGAAAAUAUAUCACGUUUAAAAAGCAAAACUGACAAAAAGAAAGGGAAAGAAGGUGAGCAAUCUAAAAGUUUAUUAGAUGAGCCCACAAAAAGGCCUCAUUCACGGAAUGAAAAUAAGAAAAAGGACAAACCAACUGAAGAGUCUGCAAGUGACAGUAAGGGUAGAAGUAGUCGAUCUAAAACAAAGAAAUCUGAGGAAACUAAAUCAAAAACUGACGAUCAUAAAGACUCUGAUGAUAAAAAAGUUAGAAGUACUCGAAGUACAAGAAAUAAAAAAGAUAACAGUAAAGACGAGAAAUCAAAGGGUAAAGAACAGAAGACCAAAGAGGAAAAGAAAUCCAAAUCAGGAAGUGAAUCUAAUUCAAGAAAAGAUUCUCAUUCUAGGAGUAAUUCUAAAUCUAGAAGCGAUUCUAAAAACCGAAGCGGCUCUAAAACCAGAAGUGAUUCUAAAAACAGAAGCGAUUCAAAAACUAGAAGUGAUUCAAAAACUAGAAGUAGUAGAAACACUAAAGAAAACAAAAAAGACACAUCAAAGUCCAAAGACAAAACCCCAGAAGAAGAGGUACGAAGAAGCUCACGACAAAAAUCAAAUAAAGAAACACCCAAACAUGAAAACAGUACUGUAUACUUAUCCUCAGAGUCCAGUACAGAGUCACCGAAGAAUUUGAAAAGGCCAGCGACGAAUGAGUUGGAAGUGCCAAGUCCUAAAAGAACAAGAUCUUUGCCUAAUUCUAAGAGCGCAUGCGCGGCCAGUACAUCGGUACAGGGUGCUCCUGUUAGGGCUGAAACGCAAUAUGUUUUGUUCACGGCGUUUUCUAAUGAUGAUGUGAGGAGUAAACUCGAGAAAUUAGGAGCAGUAAUAGUAACAGACGUAAUGUCCUGCACAGUACUAGUGACGCUUCAAAUAAAACGCACGUUCAAGUUGCUCUGCGCCGUUGGUCUCGGGCGGCCCAUCGUCGGCCCAGAGUGGGUGCAGGCCUGCGCUGACACCAAUACUGUCGUUGACCCAUGGCUGUACCUAAUAAAGGACUCGCAAGCAGAGAGACGGUUCCAGUUCAGUCUAGAAAAGACCCUCAAAGGCAGAAGGAACUUCCUCGAGGGAUACCACGUUUCGUCCACGCCCAGUGUGAUGCCGACUGCUCAGGAGAUGAAACUGAUCGUGGAAUGCUCCGGCGGCGUGUGGCAACCCUCGGGGCCGAGCUGGGUGUGCGUGACGUCAUCGGCCGACAAGGGGAUGUGGGCCGCGCUGCGCCGGCGCGGCGCCACGCUCGUGUCCACCGAGUUCAUCCUCGGCGGCGUGCUGCGCCAGCGACCCGAUAUCGAGGACACCGCUUUUGGAAAGCCUACGGCAAGUGCAGCCAAGAAGAAGGAACCUUCUGGAGACCUUAUAUCCACUACAGCAGCCAAGAAGCCGGCGGGGGACUUCGUAUGCCCGGAGUGCGGCCGACGAUGCCUGUCUAGGAUAGGGCUCGCCUCACACGCCAGAUCACACACGAAAACCUAAGUACCUUUUGAUCACAAUUUUAUGUAACACGCAAUAAUAAACUGUA